CUCUGACGCGCUCCAUAAUGGCGGUGCCCUUGUUACAAUGGGGACUGUUGUGGAUCACUAUUUAGCCAACUUCUCGUGAAGAACCGCGGAUUAUUCACACAGCUGUCUGUUUUUUGGGUGAUUAACUCCGACGGCUACAUGUUAAAGUCCAGUGCAGCGGGUCCAUCCACCGUUGCCUCUCCUCAGCCAAUGAAGGAAUUCAAGGAGAACUCAUCAGGCCAAGCAAUCCUGGACCACAUCAAGCCAUGCUGGUACUGGGACAAGAAGGAUUUAGCCCACACCCCCUCUCAGUCUGAAGGCCUGGACCCUGGCACAGAGGCUCGGUAUCGGAGAGAAGGAGCCCGCUUCAUUUUUGAUGUGGGGACAAGACUUGGCCUACACUAUGACACACUGGCUACUGGCAUCAUAUAUUUCCACCGCUUCUACAUGUUUCACUCCUUCAAGCAGUUUCCCAGAUAUGUGACAGGUGCUUGCUGUCUUUUUCUGGCUGGGAAAGUGGAGGAAACCCCAAAGAAGUGUAAAGACAUCAUCAAAACAGCGCGCAGCUUACUGAACGAUGUGCAGUUUGCCCAGUUUGGAGAUGAUCCGAAGGAAGAGGUGAUGGUGUUGGAGAGAAUUUUGCUCCAGACUAUCAAAUUUGACCUGCAGGUGGAGCACCCUUACAUGUUCCUGCUGCGAUACGUCAAGCAACUCAAAGGAGAGAAGAAUAAAGUGUGCAAGGUGCUACAAAUGGCGUGGACCUUUGUCAAUGACAGCCUGUGCACCAUGCUGUCCCUGCAGUGGGAACCAGAGAUCAUUGCGGUAGCCGUCAUGUACUUGGCUGGCCGCCUCUGUAAGUUUGACAUCCAGGAGUGGACCACCAAGCAGUCGUCACGCCGCUGGUGGGAGCAGUUUGUCCAGGACGUCCCAGUAGAGCUGCUUGAAGACAUCUGCCACCAGAUCCUGGAUCUGUACUCGCAGGGGAACAAGCCCAUCCCUCAGCAGAUACAGGAGAAGGAGAGGGCGUCUGCUCCUCAGGCCCCCAUUCCUCCAAUCCCACAGGGUGUACCACCAGCCCCUAACCCUCCGCCCCCACCACCAAAGAAGACUUCCCCUCAGGGAGGCAGCCCUGCACGCCAGCUCAAGCGCUCACAUACAUCCCCAAAAGAUGAACCAAAGGCUCCAGAACAAGUUGGAUCAAAGAUUCCUCGACUGGAGAGCCCGAUGCCUCCUCUGCCUACAUCGCAGCCUCCCCCAGACCGAAAAGCCCCCGCUCCCGCCCCGCCCACAGAAGCAGAGCCAUUAAAUGAAACCGCUCCUCCUCCGCCGCACGCUCCACCUCCACAUCAGCCUCCUCCCCUACCCCAUCGCCCUCCUCCACCUCCACCCUCCAACUACAUCAUGUCCACCAGCAGCUCCUACAUGUCCGGAGAAGGCUACCAGAGCCUGCAGUCAAUGAUGAAGACAGAAGGUCCCUCCUAUGCCCCCAUGCCGCCCAGCUACGCACCCCCAAUACCGCCAUAUCACCCCCACGUCUAUCCACCGCCUGCAGCACCACCUCCAGGCCCUCCACCUCCUCCUUCCAACUACCCACCACCCAACUUGCCACCAACGUAUCCGCCACCAGGCUACAACAACUACCCUCCACCACCACCUCCACGCAUGCCGCCAGGCCACGUACCCCCUCCAGUUAUAGGUCUCCCACCUGCUGGGUACCCUCCUCCACCCCCAGUGCCCCCAGGACAGUCACAGGUACCCCUGCCCCCGCCGCCUGGCAUGCCGAUGAAUCAUGGCGGGUGGAUGAGAUGAGAGUGAAACAACAAUCUAUGAACUGAAUCUGUGCAGAGCCACAGCUGGAGAUGGAAACAACAGGAAGUUGUGCGGAUGGUACAAACAGAUGGAGAGCUUGUUCACCUCCAGUAUGACUGUUUUUUUUUUUUCUUUUGUGGAGGAGGAUCUUAAUGAAGGUUACACAACAAAUGGACUUGAAAGGAAAAAUGAGGUCUGGACAGUUUUGUUAUGAGAACCUGAACCGGCGCUGAUAGACUACAGUCUCAGUCACUUACAGGACGGUACUUCAUCUGGUUCCAGGAUCUCGUAACAAACACUAUCCAGUCGUUAUUGUUCUGGAAAUGUACCAGGAAAUAUUCGCACCCUGAUUUUUGCUUUUAGUUUUGUCUCACAUGUUCAUUCAUUAAUUGUGGGGUGAUGAAAUGUAUUUUUUCUUUGAGUAGAUCAAAGGUUGACUCUUAUAUUUCCUUCUUUAGUCUAUCACCCUGAUGAUGUCUUUUAGUUGUCCUGAAUUUCCAGUCAUACCAGUGUCCUUUGCCCUGCAAUGUGUUUCUUUUGUCAACAUUCCCACCGUUCCUCUGAGAAAAACUAAUAAAAUCUAAAGAUGGUUGUACAAAUAUAAAAAGCACUAUCACACUGAGAUGUACAUGAAUAUACAGAUUGUUCAAACAGGCCGUAUAUCCUUGUUGUUAUAUUACUUUCUGUUCUGUGAAAACACUGAGGACAUGUUGCAAGAUGUUUCUGCUUCCACAGCUUUCAUUUUAUCACUACGCCACUUAUUUCCUGUUAUUUUUAGUGAAUCAGCACUGCAGACAGUAUUACAUGAACUAGAUACAGCAGAAACCCACCUUGUCUAACACUGGACAGUCAAAGGUAUAUUUGUACAUAUCUGUUUUUGUUUUUCAUCGAGGCAUUUCUUUUGGAGAGUUCCAUAUGUGCCUUAGUCAGGCUUCUCUUUUCUGUAUCCUGCACGCAGCUUUGGUUUUGUGUCUGAGUGGCACUUAGGACAAUAAAGACCUGCUUUUCCUACU
Epinephelus moara (kelp grouper) is the source of this 2801-nucleotide messenger RNA. RefSeq names its product cyclin K (gene ccnk). The record is from RefSeq and is a predicted model, not a curated record. NCBI's taxonomy places the organism in Eukaryota, Metazoa, Chordata, Actinopteri, Perciformes, Serranidae. The transcript has 11 exons. Gene Ontology annotation, cellular component: cyclin/CDK positive transcription elongation factor complex; nucleus. Bases 139 to 1788 code for a protein of 549 amino acids. Gene Ontology annotation, molecular function: cyclin-dependent protein serine/threonine kinase activator activity. Gene Ontology annotation, biological process: positive regulation of DNA-templated transcription, elongation; regulation of transcription by RNA polymerase II.